Plasmodium adleri (nom. inval.) is the source of this 645-nucleotide messenger RNA. Its product is annotated as conserved Plasmodium protein, unknown function. The coding region runs from base 1 to 645 and encodes 214 amino acids. The transcript has a single exon. Lineage: Eukaryota; Apicomplexa; Aconoidasida; Haemosporida; Plasmodiidae. The record is from RefSeq and is a predicted model, not a curated record.
AUGGAAGACUCAGAUAGCACUGUUGAAGAAACCCUUGUCAUGUUAAAUAUACCACAAUUAAAUAAUGAUGAAGAAAAAAUUAAAAACUUAAAUAGAUUGAGAAAGAAAAAAGGAGAAAAAAUAUUUAUUCCUGCUGAUAAUGAAUAUGAAAAUAAAAGUAACGACAAUAUAACAGGGGAUGAAAAAAAAAAUAACGACAACAUAACUGUGAAUAAGAAGAAUUAUAAAAAUGAUUGUCAUGAUAAUAAUUCUUACAAUAAAGAUUAUGAUAAUGAUAUAAAAUGUAAUACAAAAAAAAGUAUGGACAAGGAAAAAAAAAAUAAUCUGGCUGAUAAAAUUAGCAUAGAUAAUAUUCCUCUACAAAUUAAUAAUAUAACAUUAAAUAAAUUAUUUGAUGAAUGUCCAGAAUGUAUUAUAAAUAAUAAAUAUAUUUUUAAAGGUAUACAUACUAGUAGUAUAGGUACGAAUUUGUUUUUUAAAGAACCAGAAAAUCAUAAACAAAUAACAAAUGAAACUCAUUCAAAUUUUUCAUCUAAUGAUAAUAUUCAUAUGAAUAAACAAAAUGAAAAUAAAAUAACUAGAGAUGACUUCUCAACAUAUCAAGGAUACUCUACAAAAAUUAUUUCUUUUGAAAUAGAUUACUAG